This is a messenger RNA of Pelmatolapia mariae (spotted tilapia), 4897 nucleotides long. RefSeq names its product potassium channel tetramerization domain containing 7 (gene kctd7). Bases 247 to 1278 code for a protein of 343 amino acids. Gene Ontology annotation, molecular function: protein binding. The transcript is spliced from 4 exons. Lineage: Eukaryota; Metazoa; Chordata; Actinopteri; Cichliformes; Cichlidae. Gene Ontology annotation, cellular component: plasma membrane. The record is from RefSeq and is a predicted model, not a curated record. Gene Ontology annotation, biological process: protein homooligomerization; positive regulation of transporter activity; membrane hyperpolarization.
CCCGUGCUGCUCGCUAACGUCGGGAUUAAAUUUUCAUCUUUUCCCUACCUACACGUUGCUGUUGCCGGAGGCGGGGUACCGCUUCUUCCGCUUUCGCUCCGGUGAAAGCCGGACUGAGCUCUGGCAGCUGCUCGGGCCACACCCUCCGCUCCUGCCCUCUCCUUCUUCUUCUUGUUUUCUGUACCAACAGUCGCGAGCUCUGCUUUGUGCCGUACCUGCCUGGCUGAGAGCUGGCCCGCCGCGCGCAUGCAGCAGAAUGGCUCGAGCGGUUCCAACGGCUCUGACGGCUGCAGCAGCAGAGAGCGCCAGUCUCUGUCCUUCAGCCCGCUGCCCGCCGCUACACGGGUGAGACGCUUCAUUCAGGAGAGACGGACGCUGCCUCUACCCAGAGUGAUGGUGGUAUUCUCGGCCGCUGGGGACACCGAGAAACCGGGCGAUGCCAUGUCCAGUUCGGACUCUGUGGAGGACGAGUUCCGAAAGCCGGCCUCCCCUUCGCCGAGCCUGGCUCUGAGCACACCACUCCGCUCCUCGCUGAACACCCAGGAACAGGAGUUUCCAGAGGUCAUCUCUCUAAACGUUGGGGGCACAUACUUCACCACUCGCCUGUCCACACUGCGGCGAUAUGAGGACACCAUGCUGGCUGCCAUGUUUAGCGGCCGUCAUUACAUCCCACGCGAUGCCGAGGGGCGCUACUUCAUCGAUCGGGAUGGAGCCUACUUUGGGGACAUCCUGAACUUCCUCCGAGAAGGCGAGCUUCCUCACCGUGACAGAGUGAGAACGGUAUACAGAGAGGCUCAGUACUAUGCCAUCGGCCCGCUGCUGGACAGCCUGGAGGACAUCCAGCCACUCACAGGGGAGAAAGUUCGACAAGCUUUCCUCGAUCUGCUGCCCUACUACAAAGACAAUCUGGAGCGUAUCGUGGAAAUCGCUAAACUGAGAGCCAUGCAGAAGAAGGCGCGGUUUGCAAAGCUGAAGAUCUGCGUCUACAAGGAGGAGAUGCCCAUCACGCCGUACGAACGCCCUCUUUUUAACUCUCUGCGCUUCGAGCGCUCGGACAGUGAGGCCAAGCUCUUUGAGCAUCACUGCGAGGUGGACGUUUCCUUCGGGCCGUGGGAGGCGGUGGCGGACGUUUAUGACCUGUUGCACUGCAUCGUCAGUGACCUGGCCGAGCGCGGCAUCGCUGCCGAGCAGCAGUGCAUCGGCGUCUGUGAUAAACACCUCAUCAACCAUUACUACUGCAAGAGGCCCAUCUACGAGUUCAAGAUCACAUGGUGGUGAAGCUCCAUGACUGAUAGGACCAAAGAGCAACGGGAUGGAUGUUUCACUUUUAACUCAGCCGAUACUGGUUUUUGUAUUGUCGUUGCCAGUAUUUUGUGCUGAUGUCUUAAAAAUGUGACCCUUUAAAUCAUGCUGUAAGUAUUCAGUUUCCCCAAGAUGUUUUAUAUUUUCCUUCUUGUACAAGGUAAAAACCUUCUAUAGCAUCUUAAAAGUACUGUAGAGAGUACCGUAACACCCCUAACUCUGGUGGCCUCUAGUUUAACCUCUUACCUUGAUUCAGUGGUGUGCAGGUGUGCCGCAAUAGAUCACCACAGGUGCGCAUGUGUGAUACACUCAUUAGCCUUCAAGACGAGGUGAUGCUUUCAGUUAGAUCAGUUAGAUUGCUGUUCAGCCUAUUAAUAGGUUACUAUCCACACAUUAAAUUAGGCUGUUUCUAGCAGUCUAAGCAGACUUUCCCAGACCUACCUCUCUCCCAGCCACCUCCUCCAGCGCUUCCUGGGGGGACACAGAUUUUCCCAAGCUACCCGAGAGACAUAAUCUCUUCCAUUUGUCCUUGGUCUGACCCGGGGCCUCCAGCAUGUUGGACAUGCCCAAACACUUCACCUGGGAGGCGCUAGUGAAUUGCUUGAACCACCUCAGCUGGCUCCUAUUGAUGUAGAGUAGUAGCUUUACUCUGAGAAACCAAUCCGAGGGUCUCAGCAUUAACAUUGGGUGAGAGACGGGGUACCCUUGGACAGGCAGUCAGUGGAUCAGAGGGAUAAAACAGAGACUCAUGCUCACAAUUACACUUAUAGCAAAUUUAGAAUCACCAGGGAAGUUAACAAGCUUGUCUUUGAACUGUGGCAGGAAACUGGAACACCUAUGAAGAUGCCACACAAAAGGCCCCGUGAGGUUGCUCUGAGGUGGCAGCACUGACCAUCGUAGCACCAACCUGCACUUUGGUCAUUUUUGGAGUUAAUGUAUUUAUUUAAAUGUCAAAGCAGGAAAUGUUUUGGCCGCAUACAUCAUACCUAUUGCUUAUUGCAUGUAUACUCAGAGUUAUUAACAAAUGAUGAAGGAAAUGCUAUGCAUCAUGCACAAAUGGCAUGGGUGAAAGGCAACCUGUGUAGCUGAAGCAUAUCUACUCUGUUAGACACACGCGGAUGGAUAUAAAUUUCCUGAUGGAAAGAUUGACUUCACUUUAAAUGACUAAAGUAAUCCACUGACCUUUAAAAAGGAACACAUUUAAGUCAUGCAGGAACUCUGAGACCAAUAUGUACAAUUAUGUAUUAAACAUAGAAAAAUAGAAACAGUAGUGCUUCACGAUCAGCUGUGCACAUGUAGCAUGCGAGCAGGUGGAUUCUGAAGGGAAAAAAGCAUUGUUUUCUAACAUGGAUCAAUUUGAAAGUACGGCUGCUUCUGAUGUAAACCGCUGAUCGCUUCAUAUUUAAUCCACAUGGCUUGCGGCAUUGUCUGUUAGACUUACAGUUUUAGGAAACAUCAGCCAAUGAAGUCACAAGUACACCUGGUGUACUCACACCAGGUGAGAGUGAGUCCAGUUUGUUUGCUGCGUGCUGUGCCAAGGUGCGAGUAAGUGAGCCAUCAUUGCACUCGGGCACAUUAUGCAUAUAGUGUGAUCACCUAUCUGCACUCCAGCACAGACCUGCAGUGCUUCCUCAGCGACAGCUGCAUCCAUGUGAGGACAGCCUGUCACCACUUUCCCAAUUAUGCCACCAACAGUUUUGCUUGUGCACGGUGUCCCUCGCUUUCUCUGCAGCCUUGCUUCCAAACACUGUAUGGGGAUGAAGUUUCUCUCUUUCAACAGAAGAAGACGUUGGGGAAAAAACGUAGGAUGAAAUGCUGGUAGUUAAGGCGCCGAUUUCAGUAGUCUACAAUCUGCGGCUGCGUCCGUGCGACCUGUAGUUAUAUUUCGAGGACACAUAUAUCACUCGAUUAAGGCGCGUCCUCACAGGAUAAGAAUGUAGAAAGUCACUGACAUUCAAUGAGAGCGAGGGAUAACAUUGAUUUAGCUGUGACAGGGAGCAUCUGAAGCCUUGUUAUCACCCAUCAGCUACAAAGCGAUAGACAAUGAGGAAACUGUUUCCUGUGUGGACGACCGAAAAGAUAGCAGAAUUUCACUCACCAAAUCUAAAACCCGGACGCGGUCUUGGAUUAGCAGAGAUUAUUUAAUUCUAUUAAAAGUGCUCCAAAAGCCUCUAGAACAACACAAAGACCUUUAAGAGGUCGAGUUCAGUGAAUACGCUUAGUGAAGGUCAAGCCACGCCCUGUACAGUUGAUAUGAAGGAGGGAAAUAUCCACAGUUAGUGCCAACCUGUAAACAUAUUAAUGCUGUGAAAGUGGGUAUUUUAUCAUGGGAGUCUAUGGGGACUUUUUGCCUUUUGGAGGCAGCCUCAAGUGGCCACUUGAGGAACUACAUUUUUUUUCCACUUAAUGUUUUUGGUUCAUUUUUCAGCUCUAAAGUUUGCUGCGUGAUUUUAGCUCAGCUGAAACUCAGCACUGUACUUACUCAGGUCCACAGAAAUUUACCCGCCAAGUUUAAAAUAGAUGUAACAAACAGUUGAGGACAUGCAGAGAUUUCUUGAAUCAUUAGCUGACUUUAUCCACCAUGUACAGAGGAGUUAAAGAAGGUCAGGAAUGUCAUGGUUUUAUAGAAAAUCAGCCCCAUUUUAAAUCUGAUAAUCUCGACUCUAAGUUUGUGAUUUAAGUUUGAAGGUUGUUGAUGUAUAUCUAUGAUGACUUUGUGUCUGAGCCACCAGCAGUGCUGUGGUUAAGCAGACAAGCUGUAAGAAGUAAGUAAGACGUCUGUGAUGUAACCACAGAUCGACUUUAAAGGCCAGCUCUAAAUCCUAACUGUACCAUUAUGUAUGUUUAUGCAUUAAUUCAUUUCCUGAUUUAUCAGUCUGACUGUAGCUUUGAUCUGAUCUGUGUCAGGGUUCACGACCCACCACAUUUCCAGAGCCAUCAUUUGAACACAUGCCCUUAUAGUGGAUAUUGUAUAUUGUGAUUAAACUGAAGUCAGAUGUGUAUAUUUUAAGACUAACUUGCUUCAGGUGUAAUCUAGACAGAGUAUAUUUUCAUUAAGCUGCGAGUUUUUAAAGCUAUAAGGAAGCUGGGGCUGUAUCCAUAUUGCCAUUCACAGUGUGGGUUGAAGGAGUUUGUUUUAUUGCACACUAAUGAAUAUUUGUAGUUAAUGCAGCAGAUGUGAAGCUGUCUAGAAUUCAGAAAUAUUUGUUAACAACCUCAGUUGUUAUUUUUCCACCUCUUUUAACACUGCUGUACUUUAUAAAGUCAGAGCACCUUGAAACUUUAACAAAGACAUCUCCAAGUUUCACCUCAGUGUCGCCUCACUUCAGUUAUCCUUACUAAGAAAUGCAAACAUGCUUAUUUUAUUGAUUAUGCAGGAGCGAUGCUACAUUAUUUCCUGGAGCACUACUUGUAAAUUUGUUUUUACAGCGUUGUGUUUGUUUAUAGUGUUUUUAUAUGGUUACUUAUCUGUUUCUGUUAGCUUCCAGGAAGCUCUGGUUCUAUAUAGUCGACUUCAGUUUGUUUGUAGUGUGAAAGACUAAUGUGUCAUUUUUAUUAUUUAUGGUAAAAAUUAAAACUGUUAAGUGCAUCCACA